AUGGGUGCCGUGGAUCAUUUUAUCUGGGUUCAUCCAGGAGAGGUAUUUUACUUUGAAGAUUCGAUCAAUGGAUCUAUCACUUUUGGAGCCUUCCUUGUGAAUCUUCGGAGCACGACAGCAUGCAUCAAAAUUACCUCCCCACGGACAACGCGAGGCUAUGUCCUGAGUGGUUCGGACGCACAGUUGCCGAAUGGAAAUGUGUAUGUCGCAGGUAACAAUCUGUACCAGCUAACACUGAGAUUAGUUUCGGUAGAACCAUUUUCUCCAACCUAUCAGUUGGAAGAAUUAAAGCAUAAAAUGUUACUACAAAAGAGAACAUUUUGUAAUGAACUACGUCCAAAGAUAAACCAAAUCAUGCACAAACCAGAUGCUGCAGCACCAGAUAGCGUGGAGCUAAUUUGCAGUCUGUAUACGACCGGACACAUUGUUGUAAACCAACGUCGGGAAAUACUCUCCGGCGAAGAUGCAACAAUUAAUUUCUCCGUAGCCACUGUGACAAACGAUCGAAUGAAGUUUGUCAUUCAUCCACUAGCAGAAUUCAGUAAGGCAAUACGAGAAACAAAUAUCUCUGUUACAUUCAAAUGUGGUAUGAUAUAUGUUGGCGGCACACGUGAGUUGCGAGAACAAUUCAGAAAGAAAAUUGCCAUACCGAAAGUAUCUGAAAGAGAGGUACAAAAGAAAAAGGAUUCGCACUGUCAAGUACAUGCGUGUUUCUGCAAUACCUCCAACAAGACAACACGGACUGCUUUGAAGUGCCAUCAGGUUACAUCGAGGGAUCAAAUGAAUGCCUCAUUCGCUGAAAAAGGAAGAACGGAUCAGCUAUCUUUAGAGCCAGUGGAGAAACAAGUAGAAGCUUUAUGGAAUGUGAACAAGCCAGCAAUUGAUGCGUUCUUGAAAACACUGGCCCAGUGCAUCACGGACCCACAUUCAUUAGAAAGCAUGCCAGCUUUCUGUCAUGCACUGUGCAACGUAGUCCAGUGUGUAUUCAAUACACCGGAACCGUGGACCGAAGCUUCAGACUCGCGGACUAUUGGACGUCAAACUGGACACCAUACACUUGAAGAAAUAUAA
Molecule: messenger RNA, 1071 nt
Organism: Dicrocoelium dendriticum
Lineage: Eukaryota; Metazoa; Platyhelminthes; Trematoda; Plagiorchiida; Dicrocoeliidae
Source: the annotation of a GenBank genome assembly